AUGUGUUGUCGUUGCAGCAACAACCCCACCAUUGUGAAUAACGGGAAUAACAACUCUUCUUCUGGAUGGGAUUGGAAUCAAUGGAGUCGACAUUUCUCUGAAAUUGAGCAGGUUGAGAGCUUCGCUUCUGUUCUCAAGUUUCAACUAGAGGGUGCAAUUGAAAGGGAAGACUUUGAAGAUGCUGCCAAGUUGAAAAUGGUUAUUGCAGAGGCUAUUGAUUACUACUCAAAAACUAUGUCAAUGGAUAACAUUGCUGAAAUCAUGUCUCGGUUGAAGAAUGCAAUAAAUGAAGAGCACUACCAUGAUACUUCAAGACAUACAAGAAGUGGACUGGCUGGGUGGUGGGUAGGCUGCUCUGCUGAUGCCGAUGACCCCUUUGACAAAUUAGUUCAUAUAACACCAUGUAUGGGAAGAUUUUUUGGCAGGAGUUACAGUCCUAGACAGCUGGUUACUGCACCUGUAGGAACUCCACUGUUUGAAAUUUUUGUGGUCAAAGAUUCCGAUGAGAAAUACAUCAUGCAGGCGGGGAAUGGAGGUAAGAUAGAGAGAAGCGAGAAGAAGGGCAUAAGUAUUGAGGGAGCAACUGAGGAAGGGAUAAAAAGUGUGAUAAAUUUUCUCAAAGAUAAAAUUCCAGAACUGAAAGUUAAAGUCAUAAAAAUUAAUGUUCCUGAUGAAGUGAUAGAGGAUGGUGAUUCUAUGAAGCAGUUCAUGCAAGAAGAUGAUGACAAGACACAAUUUAGAUGA
This is a messenger RNA of Vitis riparia (riverbank grape), 744 nucleotides long. RefSeq names its product protein EXECUTER 2, chloroplastic-like. The transcript is spliced from 3 exons. Gene Ontology annotation, biological process: response to singlet oxygen; singlet oxygen-mediated programmed cell death. Gene Ontology annotation, cellular component: thylakoid membrane. The record is from RefSeq and is a predicted model, not a curated record. The coding region runs from base 1 to 744 and encodes 247 amino acids. NCBI's taxonomy places the organism in Eukaryota, Viridiplantae, Streptophyta, Magnoliopsida, Vitales, Vitaceae.